Messenger RNA from Symbiodinium sp. CCMP2592, 1551 nucleotides. The record is from the annotation of a GenBank genome assembly. Lineage: Eukaryota; Dinophyceae; Suessiales; Symbiodiniaceae.
AUGCCUGUUCCGUCGACUUCGCUCACCCAGCCAGUGGUCUCCGCUCUGCGGCCGAUCACGAUUGUGUCGCCGGUGCUGCGCCCAAACGAGCCGCUCUACGCAGCACCGAUACCGAAGGCCCCAAAGCAGCAAUCGAUCUAUGCUGCGCCGGCCGCACAGCCCGAAGUGCCUCCUGUCUAUGCAGCACCUGCAGCGGCUCCCGAGAUGCCUCCCAUCUACGCCGCGCCCGCCGCUGCGCCUGAGGUACCCCCGAUCUACGCAGCACCUGCGGCGGUGCCGGAAGUACCACCGGUUUAUGCCGCACCUGCUGCGGUACCCGAGAUGCCGCCGAUCUAUGCGGCCCCAGCUGCAGAGGUGCCUCCCAUUUAUGCUGCACCAGCUGCGGUGCCAGACGUGCCACCAGUGUAUGCUGCACCUGCCGCAGCUCCCGAGGUUCCCCCAGUCUAUGCUGCCCCAGCUGCUGCCCCGGCUGCCACCUCUGCACCCCCAGUAUACGCAGUCCCUGCAGCAUCCCCGGUGUACCAGUAUGUCCCGGCAGAGGCACCGCAGACAUACACCUACACCUACGCGCCAUCCAACGUGAGCCGGCCUCCUCCUGUGCUGUACACCGAUCCUUUCCCACAGGCAGGGCCUCAGAAGUAUGACUUCGAAGGCUCGGCUGCCAUGUUUCACAAACUUGGCCUCGAGGUGGCUAAGGCCACGUUCGUCGAACUUGGCCCAGGGCGUGCGGCAGGGCUCUUCCAGCAACUGGGGAGCAACUUCGCUGCCGAGCUCCUGGUCGAGCUCGGGGCUGCUUGGGCGGCGCAGCUUUUCACGCAGCUGCAGACGGACUUUCUCGAGAAUUUCUUCGAAAGCAUAGGUCCUGCCUUCGCCUCUGAAAUGCUCUCGACCAUGUCUGCUGAAAGUUCCGCGCAGCUGUUUGGCAAACUUGGCACCAGCUUUUGCGCGGAGCUCUUUCAGAAGCUCGGGGCCACCUACGUGCAGGAGCUCUUUCUCGCCCUGGGGCAUCGCUUCUGCAGUGAUCUCUUCGUGGGCCUGGGAAGCGAGUGGACUGGCGACGCGCACCGGAAGAUGGGUUCGUCGUUCUGUAUCGCCCUGUACGGUCAGUUGGGAUCUAGUUUCACCGCCCAGCUCUUCGGCACGGCUGGGCAGCUCUUUACCCGCGAAGUGCACCGGUCCUUUGGGCCUCAGUUUACGGCUGUGCUCUACUCCAGCCUGGGUGUCCCCUUUGUCUCCGACCUUUUCCUUCGCCUUGGCCACGGCUUUGCUGGCGGCCUGCUGGUGGGGCUCGGCCAGGACUACGUCCAGGUACUCUUCGCAAGGCUUGGGGAGGACUUCUCGGCCAACCUAUUUCAGACACUUGGUGCCAGCUACUCUUCGGAGCUCUUCAAGGAGAUGGGCAGCGACUUUUUGUCGAAGCUCUUUCGGCACCUGGGGAGCGCUUGGACGGCCAGCGUCCACCACCUCAUGGGCAAGGAGUAUUGCACGCGACUUUACGACAAGCUGCAGCCGGAAUUCUUGGCUUCUCGGAUGCGGGAAUGGAAGCCCUAG